AGAAGGGUUAACAGUAAGACCCUCCUCUAGGGAAUAGAUCAAAUGUUUGAAAAACAGCCACUCUUUGUUUAAGGUUUGAUGUGGCUGCCUGGUCAUCUACCCCUCACCCUGUGCCCUUGUGUAUCCCUGACCUGUGCAAAAAGAACAGACUCAGUAUCGAACCUGCUGGGACACCUAGCAGAUUUUGUUUCUAUCCCUUGGCUGAACACGGACUACUGGAAGGCAGACCCUAGCUGCAGGUAGGAAUUUAAACCACCUUUCACGUUCACAAACCCAACUGCUUUUCAGCACGUUAUCCCCACUUUUGGACGGCGCCCAAUGAUAUCGGAUACCCGUGUGCUGAUUAAGAACGCGUUGUGUUUUGGUUAGCCAUUGUACAAUACCGCAGAAUAUGUUGUUGCUUUAUAAAUACUUUAAAUAGCAAUACUGGAAGAUUUCUAAUUAACAUCUGUCAUUCAAAUAAAGUAGUGAUGGUACAGUUUUAGCAUUCCACUUGCAGUGUGAACUGUUCCUUUCAGAAUGUGGUUCCCCUUAGCUAGAACAUAAAUGGCCGUCAUCCACUGGAUGAAGGCAUUCUAAACAUUGUCAAUUAACAGGGGUUUUAUCACAGCAUUCCAUUGCAAGCCUCUGUAUUAAACUGCAGCUGGGAAUUCCUAUUACGUUGAGCUUGAGACACCAAUGCAGUAAAGUAAGAAUUCACAGUGAAUUUCAAAUUUAUUUAUUUUUAUUUUAUAUUAGGGUAUUGCGGUGGAGAUCUGUCAUAUUAACGAGUACACAUUAGCUAGUGUAGGCAUAGAAGUGUAUACAGAACUGCCCUGUCAGCUAUACAGUAUAACUUAACAUGCGUGAAACACGGUGGGUAGUAUGUCAGGCGAGAAGUAGUCUAGUUCUAGCAUCAGGACAUAUUAGCUGACAUGUAGUGUGGUCGCCGCGUGGGAGUCGUACCUAAAAACAGCAUACAGUGAUAAGAGUAUAAACAGCCUAGGUCACUGUGAUCUGGAGCUGUAUGAGAAAAUGUGUUCUGCUCCCUAAAUUUAAGAGUCCCGUCAUGCCGGAUAACAGGUCUAAAAUGAUUGCUUACAGACCUGGCGCUGAAAGUUCAGGAGGCCCGAUAUAGAGAUUCUCUGUCAACCGAUAUCCCCUGUUGGGAAGCAGCUAGAGCCCGCCGGUGGGCCGUAGGGGGCCGCAGUUGCAUAGACGUUAGUGGUGGUGUCCCUCCAGCCCCAGGCUGGUACGUAGGCCUGCAUCUCAUUGCCACAAACUCUGCAGCUUAUGGAGCCUGAGUUUCUUCCCCGUCUGGGUGUGACGGAGGGCCUGAUGAACUUUGGCCGCUUGCGGCAUUGGAGCCUCCAUGGGUGCGGGAGUGAAUUUCAAAUUUAGGGACGAAAUAGCCAAACUCGAAAGUGUAAGAAUUUGCGAUUUAGUAAAUAGCCCUGAAAGUCUUUACUGCAAACACAUAGAUAUAAAUUUUUUUUUAAAUACAAAAUUUGGAAGAAUUCCCCAGCUUAUCUCAAAGUCACAAUUUAGAUCUUUUAGACUAAAUUCUGCAAUUCAAUUUUAAAUUCACAAAAAUUCCGUGUUUAGCGAAUAAACACUCCCUAUUGCUGGUAAAUGGAAGGAUCUAAUACAGUGUUAUAUUACUGUUUUAAAUAACAUAAAGCAGUGGGAUAACUUAUUUCCUUUAGGUAAAAGUCUUAAAGGGGCCCUCUAAGUACCAUAACCACUACAGCUCAAAUUAGGGGUUGUGGUGCUCAUUGCUUAAAGGGCUUUUGGGUGCCAUUUCAUGUUUUUGUUAUUUGUGAAUUUUGCCAAAAACUUACAGACAACCAUUUGAUAAUGUACAAUUUAAACUUUAUUACGUAUCUCAAUUCAAUCCAACCCAAAUGGAGAUAAAAGACUAAGAAUGCCUGCCUAAGGGUAACUUGUGCAUUCCCCUCUGUUCCUGUGCGUCCAAUUAGUCUGGUUACAAUUACGUUCUUUUAGUCCACCCAUUGUACAGAGAUGCAAAAUUUGUUGGUGCUGUAUAAAUAACAAUAAUUGGAGAAGGGGCAAUUUAUGGUGGCUGGUUGAGACACAUUUUUAUCAAAGUGCUGAACAGGGACGACAUCUACAGCUUCUUUGCACCAUAACCACUUCACUGGUUCACUAAAGUGCCUCUUUAAAAGGGAUACUUUACUGCCCACAUACAAAAAAAUGACAAUUUAGUAGAUAUAUCACCAAUGAAAGCAUGCAUGUAUUUAAUUAUUUUUUUCAUCAAAGGCAUAUCUUAAAAAAACCGCCCAGACUUCCUAUGGCUGUCCAAUCACAAAGUUUCUAAUGCAGCUCAAUAAGAAGUAUUUGCAAGGCAGGUGCUCUGUGCAAUUGUCUGCCUUUUGAGUUUAGCUCCACUGAGCUAACCAAACCAGGAAGUAACAAGACCGUUGUCUGAGAGCCAGGGGUAUGUAAUCAGGUUAAUUUAUAAAAGACUUUGAUACAACUGUUCGGGUUGAACGGAUCAGUGGAAUUAGGGUGUUGGUUCUAAGGCCUAGGCCUCGAGAAGUGGCUUUUUAGGGCGCUCCUACCAUACUAAGUAGAUGCUUCAAUUACAAUGGCCUACAAACUACUAGUAAUUGUGAGCAUUAUUAUAUAAAACUAUGUAGUUGACACUUUAUCUUAAGAAUGUAUGUACCUGCUAACACUCGUUGUGUUCCCUUGCAUAUUGCUAUACCUGCUUGUGCUCUGUUUGUCUAACCAUAUGUUAAUACUUUUUUGGGGGAAAAAUUAAAAACGUGGCAUUAUUACUCAGAGUACAUUAUGUGCUGUUUUGUUACUCUUUAUCUGUGAACUGUUGGGCUUAUUUAUACCAGCUUUCAUUGUGUUGUAAAUUUACUUCAUGCCUCAAAAAAAAAAAAAAAUUAAAAAAAAAGAUUAUUGGGUCAUAAAGUGUCUGGGGAAAAAAACAAUAAGAGAAGGGAGGAUAAUAAAGGAAACGCAUUAAACAAAAUAGAAUUUUAUAAAUUAACAAUGCUGCAAACCGCAGGCUGUGAAACAGACAACGGGUUCUGUUACUUCCCGGUUUGUUUAGCUUUGUGGAGCUGAACUUAAGUGCAGCAAUUGCUCAGAGCACCUGCCCUGCAUUGAGCUGUAUUGGGAAGUCUGUGAUUGGACAGUCACAGAACGUCUGGGUGGGGCUAGUAGGGGAGGGCUUGAAAAGGCUGUACCUUAUUUCCAGCGCCAUGUGGGUCUGCCAGUGCUGGCCCUGCCCCCUGAUCCACCUCUUUGCUGACAUAAUCAGACUUUACGAUUUUUAGCCAAUCCCAUAGGGAUUGUCUGAAAUUGGCAAGGAGGUGGGACAUGGUCGGGGCCAAACACUGGCUUGGCCAAUCAGCCUCUCCUCAUAGAGAUGCACUGAACGAACACAUUUCUAUGAGGGAAUUUCAGCAUCUCCAUGCAGAACUGCCCUAGGAAGCCCCUCCAGUGGCCAUCUGAGGAGUGGCCACUGCAUGUGUCCCUAGGGGGAAAUGUAAACACUGCCUUUUCUCUGAAAAUACAGUGUUUACAUGAAAAUCCCUGCAGGGAAUGAUUCUACUCACCAUAACAACUUCAUUAAGAUGUAGUUGUUCUGGAGACUAUAGUGUCCCUUUAAUAUGCAACAUUUUAAAAUGGUUCCUUUAACUUACAUUCUUGUAAAGUAAAACUACACUGUACUCUAACUCAAUGGAUUUAAUAGCCAGCUACUCGGUCUCUGGGCAGAGCAGUGGGGGAGGUGACUGCGUUCAUUAUGGAAAUAUCUCUUAUCGCCCAAUCUGUUCCCAUUCUACAUUCUACAUCAACUUACCAAGGGACAUUAAAGGGCGACUGCCAUCUCCCGGGACUUAUAUUAUUAUUUUUUAUUAACCCAUAUAUUUACCAAGUAUGAAUUUGUGAGGACUGGGAAACAGAAUAAAAUGCAGAAGUUUCAUCAGCUGUGUUUACCUCUGCCCUUGAUCUGACCACCUCCAUCUUGGCUACCCUGUUAAUCACUGUUAAAAGCCUUGCCCUUAUCUGUCAUAAAAAGCCUCUGAUUCACACAACUUUUAAUUAAGAUGUAAAUAAUUAAUGGAUUGUCCAUGAGUAAACAUAGUUUAUAAAGAUGAAGAAAAAUUAACAAUUAAACAAUGUGUGCCUAGCCUGUGCCAGGAUUGAACUGGAUUUUGGUGUAAAUUGCUAAGUCUUUAAUAAACAUGUAGCGUUCGUUACAAGAUGCUAUUCAAUCAUGUAAAAGCUGCAUUUUAAUAUGAGAUUGUUCUUGAAUCUAUAUUUUGGUUUAGGUAUGCAUCUCUUUCUACUGGUACUUGUAAGCCUUGUAGGCUUGGGUUUCUCUCAAACACAGUAUCCUGAUGUCUGCACAGCUAAAUCCAAAGAUAUCCCUCUGAGUCCACUCUGUGUAUACCGGAAACCGGUAGAGAAAGGAGAAAAUAAGCAGAAAGACUCCACAACGCCUGAAGAGAAGGUCCCUGAUGCUACCAACCCCAGGGUCUGGGAGCUCUCUAAGGCAAAUACCAAGUUUGCAAUGGAUUUCUACAAAAUUGUGGCUGACUCUAAAGCCGAUUCUGAAAACCUCUUCAUGUCCCCUUUAAGCAUUUCCCAAGCGUUUACCAUGACAAAACUGGGAGCAUGCGAAAACACCUUGAAGCAACUCAUGGAGGUGAGUGGUUGAGAUGACCAGAAUAAUACAAUGGCUAGGUUAGCAUUCUACAUGGAACAAACUACGUAUCUCUCCAUUCUUAAAGCUCACUAAAUUGUAUUCCGCUUUUUUACUUUAAAUCUUUUUAUUAUUUUAUUUUAUUAAUAUAAAUAAGAUAGAGAAGAACAAAAAGUCAAACAUGAUAUUCUCACAGAGUACAUGCAUAAUAGACAACAAUCUCAUAAUGUAAAGUAUAAGAUUAUUCGUAGGGUAUACAUAUGUGUGACGCACACAGAAACAAUAUUAAGUGAAAUUGGACAAUCAAAAAGCUAAAGGUAGGUGCUAAACCACGCAACUGUCCCAACAAAGCCAUGUGGGUUGUGCAGGGCCUAGCAAUACCAUCCAUCUAUUAAGUGGUUGUGGUACGCAUUGAAGGAACACCCACACCUAAAGCACUUUAGCUUGAUGAAGUGCUUUAUGUACAUAGAAUGUGACGGCAGAUAAGAACCAUUCGGCCCAUCUAGUCUGCCCAAUUUUCUAAAUACUUUCAUUAGUCCCUGGCCUUAUCUUAUAGUUAGGAUAGCCUUAUGCCUAUCCCACACAUUCUUAAACUCCUUUACUGUGUUAACCUCCACCACUUCAGCUGGGAGGCUAUUUCAUGUACAAAGUGUGACUUUUUUUCAUUUUACAAAAAGUGCGGUUUUUAAUAGAAAUUGUCUGUCAAUCAGACAAUCAGUCCUGUUGCUUCCUGAUUUGGUUAGCUCAUUAGGCAGGUAAUUGCCCAGAGCACACAUCUUGCAAAGACAUCUCAUUGAGCUGGAUUGGGAAGUCUGUGAUUGGACAGUCAUAGGAAGUCUGGGCGGAGUUAAAAGGGGAGGGCUUGCAAAGGCUUUAGAUUAGAGAUCUGCAGGAUUUCCAAGCUGUUUUAAGUAUACCCACGAUGAAAAUAUAUAUAAUUAAAUAAGUGCAUGUUUUUACUGAGGAUAUAUAUACUAAAGCAGAAUAUCUAUUUAAUGUGCUAAUCUAAAGGUACACAUGCCUCGGAAAUCUUAUUGUAAUCACAUCCAGAGGAUUUACAACCGUGGAUAAUAUCUAUAGGAACAAUAAACACACAGGCUCAUAGGGGCAACAAGAGAAGGCAACUCAAACUGAGAUAGAUGCUACCUACCCCUUCUCAGAAUUAACACUGGGCAUAUACUUUUUCUCAUUGAUAACUUUGCUUUUGUUUGUGUUUCCCAAAAGGUCUUUCGGUUUGACUCAAUUUCUGAAAAGGCCUCGGAUCAGAUUCAUGUAUACUUCUCAAAACUAAAUUGCCGCCUCUACAGAAAGGCAAAUAAAUCAUCGGAGCUGGUAUCAGCUAACCGUCUCUUUGGCGAGAAGUCUCUGACCUUUAAUGACACCUACCAAGAAAUCAGCGAGAUAUUUUAUGGCGCCAAGCUUUGGCCUCUAAAUUUUAAGGUGAAAUUUGUUUUUUUGAAGGGCGGGGUGGGCUUGUGUAUAAGGUAUAUUCAGUAAAGACAGACAACGGUCACAACAUUUUUUAUAAUUAGACAUGUUCACAGGCAAAGCUAUUUGAUUGAAAAUAUGUAUCUAUAUUUUUUUUGAUCAUGUAACAAAGAAAAAAAGAGUUAAUGUUUUCUGAGAUAUAUUAAGUAAGAUUUACAAUUGCGUUGUAAUUUAAAAAGUGGUGCAAUUUUGUAUAAGGUGGAGUAACGGCGUGGGUUAUACAAUCACAAGCUGAUUUUGACAUCAAUUUAUCACUAAAUGAAGGUUAUAACACCAAAAAUGUGUCACCUAAACAGAUAUCAUCAUUAAACAUCUGCAAUGUUUUAAAUACAGUUUACACUAUAAUUUUGACACUACACUACAAAAUAUAAGUUGUUGGUUCCCCGUUUUAAGCCAAAUAUGGCUUGUAGUCCGAAGCAAGCUUAUAAAAAUGUCUUGAUUAUUGCUAAAUUUUUCUUUUUAACCUAAGACCCAAGUUAGUCAUUGUAUAAUCUCCAUUCAUUCCAAUAUACACCGCAUAUCAAUGAGGGGGGGAAAAACGCUCCAUAAAAUAUUUUUUCUAUGGAUGAAUACUUAUUUUUGAUUGAACGGUGACUAAACGCAACUAAAGUAAAGAAAUGUUUACAUUAAAAUGUGCUUUUUCUUUCAAGGAAGACUUUCUAACUGGUAUCAUUCUUACAAUUAUUAGAGGGUAAGCUGCUGUGUCCUGGAUGAUGUCCAGGACAUUUAUCACUUUUUCAUGUUGAUGGGCUACACAUGAGAAGUGCUGCCCUGCCAUAUGUAGCAUUGGUAUGCACACUGAUGAAUGACUUAAUUUUCUUUGUGCGCCAUUGAAAUUCUACAAACCAGAGAUGUAGUCCACAACAGCUAUAGCGUUAAAGAUUGCUUAUCCCUGUUUAAAGUGAUUAAAUGAACUGUUCCCCAUAAACUUCUUCUGGGCAACUGUUUAUGGGAUAAGAGUCUUUUCCCGGUUAGAGAGGGGUCUGACUGUAGCUGCAGGAAAACGACUAAUCCGUGCUGAACAGGGGAAUUUACAAGUAUAUAUCAUUAUAUAUUAUUAAAGUAACUUUUUUAUUCCAUAUUUGUAAAAAUUAUUUUUAGUGUAUUAUCUAUAGAAUGCAUUAGAAUGUAGGGGGUUACAAUUAAACCACUUAAUUUCUCGUUCAAAACAAUGUUUAAUCCGUAGAUGACCGAUAAGUAAUAUAGUAAGAUGAGACAAGAUUUAGGUCAAGAUUAAGUUAGGGUAGUUAAGAAACUGUAAUUAGCUAGUGCUCCCAUUGGGCACAUUUUGUUUUUUAACUUUUUUUUUUCUCUUCUCUGUAUUACCAUAGAAUGUGACGGCAGAUAAGAACCAUUCAGCCCAUCUAGUCUGCCCAAUUUUCUAAAUACUUUCAUUAGUCCCUAGCCUUAUAUUAUAGUUAGGACAGCCUUAUGCCUAUCCCACACAUGCUUAAACUCCUUUACGGUGUUAACCUUUACCACUUCAGCUGGAAGGCUAUUCCAUGCAUCCACUACCCUCUCAGUAAAGUAAUACUUCCUGAUAUUAUUUUUAAACCUCUACCACUUCAGCUGGAAGGCUAUUCCAUGCAUCCACUACCCUCUCAGUAAAGUAAUACUUCCUGAUAUUAUUUUUAAACCUUUGCCCCUCUAAGUUAAGACUAUGUCCUCUUGUCGUGGUAUUGAUUUAUAACUGUCUUCUGAGGUCGUGCAAUGAAAGUUUGUUCUUUAAUUUCCUCCAGGAUAAACCUGAAGAAUCCCGUGAAAUUAUAAACAAUUGGGUGUCCAAUAAAACGGAGAAACGUAUCACCAACGUUAUUCCAGAGGGCGCCAUCACCCCCUUAACUACAUUGGUGCUUGUAAACGCCAUCUAUUUUAAGGUGGGUAUUUUCAGAAUUUGUAGAAAAUAAGCUUGUAGAUAGCUAGACAGAUAUGGGAGAUAUAUAUAUAUUUUAUCAGUGUUUUACAAUGUUAAUAAAAAAUUGAAAUAAUUUAGAUUUAUUGAUUUGUAAAAUAUGUUAACAGGAAAAAAGUUAGAAAUGUCCCUUAUUUGAAAUUUGUCCUUGCUAUUUCUGUUUUGUUUUUGUUGUUGUUGUUGUUGUUGUUGUUUGUCCAGUCAUACAAUAUACCCUCCUCUUAUUGGAAGGAAUUAUUUACUUUGUUUAAUUAUUGAAUAAUAUGCUCUUCAAAGAGGAAUGUUUCUUGGCAAUAAUGCGGCACAUUUUUUCCCCAUUAAUUGUCUUUAUACAGGGCCAGUGGAAGUCUAUGUUUGAUCCUGAAAACACAAAAUUAGAUUUAUUCUAUCGGCCAUGGACAAACGAAACCUACAGUGUUCCCACUAUGUACCAGGAAGGGCUAUUUCGCUAUGGAUCAUUUAAGAAAGAUGGAAUUCAAAUCCUUGAACUGCCUUACAAAGGAGAUGACAUUUCUAUGGUUUUCGUUUUGCCAUCACAUGACACUCCAUUGGAGGUCAUAGAAAAGGAUAUUACUUUGGAGAAAUUAACCACCUGGCUCGAUAAGUCUCAUUAUGUACAGACAUCAGUUCACAUCCCCAGAUUCAAAAUUGAGGGAGCUUUUAGUGUCAAGGAAAGUCUGGAAAAAAUGGGUCUGGUGGACCUCUUUGACCCAAAUAAUGCUAAGCUUCCAGGUAUGUUGUUGUCAUUUGAUUUUCCAACUUUCACUGAAAUGAUUUAAAGGGUUAUUUUAACCAUCAUAAUCACAACAGCCCACUUAAGUGGUUAUGACGCCAGGAGUACCCUGACACAGUAAUGGAGCAAAUCAUUUAGCAAUCAUUUGCUCUCUUACUUGGGUGAUGCCAGGCUACGAGGCUCCAUGGUGGUCUGGUAAAAUGCUUCCAGCUUCUGUAGAGUUGCAGAAACUGUCAGCUCCAACUAUCGCCACUCAUUGGCUGAGAGUGUUAGCCAAUUACUCUGUUUGUUUAAUGAAAGUUCCGGUUUGUUGAUGACACCACAAUGAUGGUACCGGAUGUGGACUUAAACUUUCGUCAGCAGAGGGAUUACUUCUAGUUUAUGAGAACAUAUAUAAUACUACAGACAUGAGUAUUAAAAUAGCUAAAUAUUUCAUAAGUUCCUAUCAAUGUCUCAAGCAUGUUCUAUUAUGAGUACAGUCUGAGAGCUGUUUAUAUUGGGCUGACUCUAGCCAAUACAAUACUAAUAGUCAACAAAUGGACCAUCAAUGGAGCUUUUUGGAACCAGAUUAAUCAUUCACAUUUUCUUAUGAACAGAACCACUUCCAAGUGCUGAACGGCAUAUCAUAUAAACCCUUGCUGGCCAGCAUUUUAAGGAAAGUAAAAAAUAAGUUAAUGUGCUUUCUUUUUUUGUACUUCCAGGAAUUGUUGCUGGUGGAAGGACUGACCUUUAUGUAUCUGAUGCAUACCAUAAGGCCUUUUUAGAUGUAAGUAUUGAAAAAUACAUGUCUGUGCAACACUGAGUAUCUCCACUCAAAUUAAAGGGGCACAGGGUAAUAUGUAAACCAUUGCCCAACCCCUCACUGUCCAGCUAAUAUAGAAGUUACAUUUCAUAAUUCUAAAUAUCAAUUUCAAUGCAUAUUUGGAUGACAUUCAUUGGCUGAGCUCAUCACCUUAAAUGCUUAGCUGAUGAAAGCAGUCCUAAGUUGUACAAAUUGAUACAGAUUUUUUUAUUUUUUUGUAAAUAAUAUAAAUUUUUAUUUAAAUCAAGAAAACCUUAUCGUGAUAUAUCUAGAAUGUCGUUUGUACGUACACAGAUGUGGUGCAGUCAAAAUCUUGUUAUCUUGUCACACAUAGAAGAAUUGUUGGAAUUUCAAAGUGAAUUUCAAAUAACUGGAAAAAAAGCUACUUUGGAAAUAGUUUUCAAUUCAACGAAUUUGGCCUAAACAUUUGAAAUUUUUUAUUUUAAUGAAUAUCCCUGCUGGCAGGGAUAAUUCUUGAUCAACCUCAAUGGAUGGAGCAGUGGAACCGAACGGCCACUGAUGACGGUUUCACUUAAACCAACACUGGUUUAUUUCCCUUUUGACCAGAUGGUGGUGUUGUUUUUGUAUGCAACAUAUCUUAUGUCUGUGUUUGUCAAGGGUCUGCCUUCUGCCACCCUAUGCUGUAGCUGUGAAGGGGUUCAUUUAAUCAUGGCUAAACAGACGGCAUGUGAUAUCUGAAGUUUAAAGCUCACUAAACAGGUAUUUACCAGGUUAGCAGAUCCUCAAGACACAGAGUAAUAGUAAUAGGACAACACAUUGAAUGCUUUUCCAUAAGUUUCCAUGGGGUGAAAUCUUUAGUUUACAGCUGGUGGUUUUGUUUUUUGACAUUCUUUAUUUUUGUUGUGCAGAGAGUAAUACACAGGUAUGUAGGAACUAGUGAUGUCCCGAACGGUUCGCCGAACGGUUCGCCGCGGACUCAUCAUUGAGUAAACUUUGACCCUGUACCUCACAGUCAGCAGACACAUUCCAGCCAAUCAGUAGCAGACCCUCCCUCCCAGAUCCUCCCACCUCCUGGACAGCAUCCAUUUUACAUUCAUUGUGAAGCUGCAUUCUUAGUGAGCUGUCCAGGAGUUGGGAGGGUCUGGGAGGGAGGGGCUGCUGCUGAUUGGCUGGAAUGUGUCUGCUGACUGUGAGGUAGAGUGUCAAAGUUUACUCAAUGAUGAGUCCGUGGUGAACCGUUCGCGAACCGUUCGGGACAUCACUAGUAGGAACAUGUCAACAUAGAUACAUAUGCCAAGAGACAUUUUUGCGAAGGUGACAUAACGUGUCGUGAGUGCUGCACUCUUUUAGAAAUGAAAUAACAAUAUGAGUAUAGCAGAUAGCUUAACUUUUGAAAAAACAAAUCACAGCCAGGAACACAGUGCUAUGUAGGUGAAACAGUGAGAGAAAGACACAUGCUGUCGCGUAGUACUAUAGAUAUUGUCAAGGUAUAAACAAAAACCGCUGGGAUUUAUUGAACUAGUUACUCAAUUAUGCAUUAACAUACAAUAUCAGAGACAUUAGGGUCAAGUUGAAAAGUAUGGUCAUGAAUGAUACAACCAAGCUGCAGGUAAGCUGUGUGGGUCAGUCAGUCAAUUCCUAACGGGCUAGAGUCCCAGCCUCCGCCAUUGACAGUCACCCCUGUGAGGUCCCUCCCCUGCGCCCAAGCACCCCAGUAGCAUAAGAGUCUCUGCAUAAGGGUGACAUCUCUCUUCUCAUCCAAGACUCGUGUCUGCCAGUAGGAGAUCCCACAUGAGUGGUCGGCCUCUGAGAAUUAGUUUCAGGGACAUCCAUUCACAAUAACCAUUGUAGAACACUUUGGUGGGUAUGGUGCCCAGAGUGCCCAUUAAAGUAAACUGAGAUGCUUGGCCAUUUAAAGAAUAUACUUGUAAUAAAUAUUUACUUCUAAAAGGAUUUUGUGAAAUCCAUUUAUGUUUUUGAAUAAUUUGUUUACAAUAAAUAUAUUAAUUUGCACUUUACAAUGUUUUGUAAGUCAAAAACCUAGUGCACAAACAAAACAUUCAUAGUAAUUAAUCAUUAUGACUUGUGUUGGGGAUUAUGGAUUUUGUAACCAUGGUGAAUAUCAGAACUCCAAGAAGUGCUAUGUAGGACCCAUAGGAUUACGUAUGGGUAAUAGGUGUUGUAAAACAGCCCUGUUGCCCAAUGAUUUGUUCAAAACUGGAGGUGAUAGCAAAGAGCCCGAGAUACUGUCCUGGCAAUAUUUUAAGCUGUCACCAACAGAGAUGUGAGGCUUAGAUCUUAAAACUGAGCAAUCACUAUGAAAAUAAAUGGAAUCCUGUCCCUGUUGAUUUAAGUUUCCAUGGCAAUUUCUCUACUAUUCGUUUUCCCCCAUUUAUAUUUGCAACACUCCAAAUGUCAGAAUAUUUUACCAACUCCUUCCUGAUUGACAUUAUGCAUUUGGAAGCAGUAACAUUGUCUCUCCACCAAAACUAUGUGACCAGUUAUGACAACUAAUAACAAUUGUCUUUAUCUUUGAGUGACGUCUUCCCUUUCACUCAAGGAAAAAGUAAGAGUUCUUAGUCAAAUAAUUUUUGACGACAGAUACGUAUUCUCUUUUAAGCACAAGAAAAUUUAUAACAGAGGAAUGAGGAUGAUUUUCCCUACAUUCACCCCAACAGUAUUGUGUUGUGUCGCACAGACAUAAGUAGCAAACAGAUGGAGAAUAGGGCCUGAUUCCAUGUACAUAGAUAAGGCACAUUGAUCAACAGUGAUUAAAUAAUUUGCCAUAUUCCCUUAGCACUGAUGUUGCACAUGUUGAUGAAAUAUAAGCUAGAAAUGUCAGAUUCCCAAGCAGUUAACUGAUGGUUCUUCAAAGCAACCAAUCUGGAAACGUAAAUCCAGUAUACAAAAUAUUUUAGUCACCCUCCUGUUUCCUACCUUUUAGAUGCAGGAGGGUGACUUCCCUGGGGUCCAGUGGAGGCUCAGCCUGAUGGGAGUCAGAGUUCCCACACUGACUCCCUCCUCUUUUCCUCCCGUGCGGCUCUGUCUGAUAGCUGGGAGGAGUGACCGUGGCAGUCACUUCCUCCCAGCAGUGAUGCCAUCAAAGGAGGCCCGGUCACGCUGUUAAGGUGCCGCAGUGCUGACCAGGCCCCCUGGAAAUCCAUAGGCACCCGAUGGGCCCCUUCAAGUGCGGCCCUGGCGGUUUUACCACGUGGGCCAGGGCUGCAACACAUGGCGGCGGUCACCUCGUUGCAGGGGUCCGCAGGGCGGCGGGCCCCCUGGAGUGGCAGGCCCGGUCGCAGCUGUGAUCUCUGCAUGUACUCCACUGCAUGCAACUUUUGCUAGCCAUGGGAAAAAAGCAUGUAAAUCUUUUUAUCAUAAUCAGUACAAUUUUUAACAAAAUGUCUCAUUUUGUAAUAUUUGUAUUUUUCAGUGGGUCAUCUUUCUAGAGUUAAGUUCAGUGAAAUUAUCAGCUCAAUUCUGCUCUCUGUUGAUCUCAAAUGUCUGGUCGAUUUAUUUAGCAACGUCCAUUGAAUGUGCUCUAGAGCCUGAUUUUUUGUGUGUUUUUUGGCAUGAUUAUAAUAGAAGUGUGUUUUUGUUUUAGGUUAAUGAGGAAGGCAGCGAAGCAAGUGCAGCUACGGCUGUGGUGGUGACUGGCCGAUCAUUGAACAUGAAUCGAAAUGUGUUUAGAGCCAACCGGCCUUGCCUUCUGCUCAUUCGAGAAGUAUCAUUAAAUGCAGUUAUAUUUAUGGGUAGACUUUCCGACCCAGGUCAAUAAUACAUUCAAUAUAUAAUAUUACUGUUAUGUAAUAAACAGUGAGUAUAAUUUCUAUCUCCCUUAUUAGCCCCAACUAAUAGAACAGGUUACAGUAAUAAAUGUAUACAUUAUUAUUAUUAUACAAAAUCUUCAGUAAUAUCCUGCAACCACAACUCUAGCUGAACGUAGGCAUGUUUGCCUGCUAAAGGCAUACAAUUUAAAUCAUUCUGUUUAAAUGCAACAGAGUGCUUUUUCUUCUGACAUACAAACAGUUGUCAUUAAUAUUUUUUUUGAACUUUUUUUUUUUUAUUCUUACCUUCAUCUGGUGCCAUUUUUAAUAAUUACACACCAUGUUUGUUUUUUUCUUUCCUUCAAAUCCAGUUUGUCUUAAGUAGCAUAAAUGUAAUUUUAGUUUGAAAUAAAAUGUUAUGGCUUGCAUAGAAAACUGCUUAGACGUCCUGACUUAGAUGACAUUUGACACAUGAUCAAAAUCUACUAUUUAGCUAUUUCAUACAUGAUUGGAGUCUACCAUUUACACUGUACUAAACUCAUAUUUGACUCUGGGUAUCAACUACAGUUUACAUAAAUAUAUCACAGAUCUAUCAUAGUAGAAAACAAUUGUCACACUAAAAAAUAUUUUCCACUUGCUUUAUUGCAAAUUCUGUGUAAUUUAGAAUUUAUCUUCUGCUCUGUUAAGACCAUACAGGGGCCUUCUGUGUGUGAUUAAAGUUCAAUUUAAAAAGCAGGACAUGACAUAACUUCUAAAGUAAGUUUACAUCGGUUUGAAACUGAAGCCAUAUUUUCUUUUAAUGCAGGCUGUGUGCAUUACAGCCAGAGGAUGUGUGGUUUGGCCUGCAUAAACAGAAAUAAAAAAGUGAUUUAACUCCUAAAUUGCAGAGAAUCGAGUAGUGGAAGUUCAGGGGCAUGAUCUAUACGCAAAAACUGCUGUAUUAAGCUAAAGUUGUUUUGGUGACUACAGUGUCCCUUUAAACAUAAGACCAUUCAUAUAUUUCUUUCCUUAGGAUUAAUAUAUAACUGUGUAACCCAGGUACUGUCUGACUUAGAAAAAGCAUUAACCCCUUAAGGACCAAACUUCUGGAAUAAAAGGGAAUCAUGACAUGUCACACGUCAUGUGUCCUUAAGGGGUUAAAGCAUUAAAAAUAUAUUCUAAUGUAGAAUGUGUACAUUUUUACUAUUUCUAUGUGGAAGAAGAUAAUAUUCUUAGUUCCUUAAAUUUGUAGCCAUGAAUACAUUAAAUUCAUGAUUACCUGAUUAUUUUCUUUUUAAAAGCAAUCAUACAUUUUCUUGAAAAUAGUCUUAAUAAUGUCAUUUUUUUAUAUUAAAAGAAAAUAAUUAAUAUUUAACUUUUCCCAGUGAAUCAGUGAACUGUUACCUCCAUUUGUGCCUACUAAGUAAAAUUGUUUGACAAAGUGUAGCCCAGACUUUCAACAGUAAAUGUAAUUUAGUAUAUAAUAAGUACAUGGAUUUCAAAGAAAACACGCAUAUUCAAACAAGAGAGAUGCACAGUAUUCAGAUGUAUUAAGUUAAUUACUGCAAUUAAAUGCGAUUACAGAAAAGCAUUAAGUUUCACAGUCUUAUACAAGAUGUUUGUAAGUCCAAUAAAAACAUUGUAUAAAUAAAUGUGCAUGACAUAUGACAAUUUGUAUUUAUUUUGCAGGUUUUUGUAAUCAUGAAAGUAAUUUUUUACUCAAACAGAAAGCAGACAUCAAAUGGUUAAAAAAAACGAACUAGGGGUCUUUUAGGGGAAUAAACCUUAUUCUCAAAUACAUAUUGUUUUUAUAAAUACUUUAUUUCCUGAGCAUGCAAUGUUAGUUUAACCAAAGUAUGAGAUUGUUCAUUAGAAAAAGUUGUACUGGAUGAGACCGUGAACUGGAGAAAAAUAAAAUAUGUAACUUGGUAUGUAUUACACUAUUCCUUGGCUUUGCCUUUUUUAGUCCAAUUUUAUUUCCCGUUUUUUUUUUAAUAUCACAAUAUCCAGAGGAAGUAAAACAAGGAGUGUAUCCGCAACAUGGCUGAUAAUCACCAUCUAGUCCGAAGAUGGAUUCAAAGAGAUAUGCCUACAUAAGUAGAAUUCAAUGAUUUGCGCAAUGUUACGAGCGAGGACUACUAUGCUCUCGCAUUGGAAGAGUAUCUGGGACAUAUUUGUCCAAUAUGAAACUGCUUUUAAGUACUUUUUUAUAUUGGAGUUAGAGCCUGCAAUAAAAUUAUUAUGCACAGUUUUAUUCUCACAUUUGCCCAGCAGGUAGAGCAGGGGUGUACAGUUUUAAACUGAUUAAAUAUAAAUUGUACAACAACAACAAAACAAAAAAAGCUAUGGAAUGGAGGAUAAAAUAAUUUUCCAUGUCUUUUGGAGGUGUACAGCAGAUCUAUGGAUUGCGUAAUGAUUUUUUUUUUUUUUAAAUGUGGCAUCUACGAUAUUGCAGUUUUAAUAAGCAUUUGUCCUUGUGUCUUUAUAGUUGACCCCUAUAGGUAUAUAUUGUAUUAUUAUGUAAGGUCCAAUAGGGAGAUAAAGGACGUUUAAUGAAAAAUGGAGGUAGGAUGACUUUCACAUUUAAUUUUAUUUACAAUAUGCCCAUUAUUAUUAUUGACCUUUUUUAUAUAAACUGUUAUAAAAGGUAUAAAUAUACAUUUAUAAUAAGUUGAGUGAAGACGUAGAUGUGUACUUCUGAGGACUGCUGAAUUCACUAUUCAUACAAGCACCUAAUCAUAUAUCAAGAGUGUUCAGUACUGGUUGAACUACAUAUUCCACAAUUCUCUGGAGGGCAGAAAAUUAUUUGGAAUGUAGUGCACCAUCUGAUUUACGGCCAAGGCUGGACGAACCUUCUAGAGACAAUGCCUUUCCAGAACGGAUUCAUCCCUUCAUUCAGCUCAUCCUUAUAAAGAUGAGCAAAACUAAACUGAAAUGUUCAUGAAAAAAGGUUUCAAAUCAAAUAUGUGAUAUAUAUCAAAUAUUUUAUACAUAUAUAUAUAUUAAAAAAAAGACAAUUCAUAAAUCAAUUCCAAAGGCACGAUGCUAGAUAGAAUAUUCUGGCCUAACUGUAACCAAUGUUUUCCGAAACUUUGCAAUGUUAGAACUCGGUGCUAACAAUACACCAAUAUAAAAGACUUUUAAAUCAGAACAAUAAUGUUUAAAAGAAACCAUGCAUUCUGUUUCAGCUGGGAAUUAUGCAGAUAGUUUUAAGUUAUUCUACGCAGUAGCUCAUUCAUUAUUCUUUGUAAUUAAAAAAUGGCUAACCUAACCAAUUAAGUGGAUCUGUAAGUUAUCAAACCUUUACAUUAGGAAGACCUAUAUUUCUACUUAAGUAACUGCUUGUCAUUUUAUGUGCAUUGCAUUGUACAGACUGUUCUUGUUGCUGUAGUUUAGCUGAUAAAGUCUUUUUGGGCUUGAAUUGUUUUGUUGGAGGCUGUAAAUGACUGGAAUUGACAUGGAAAGGAAUCCUGUAAUUGUACAAAGUUUUGAUGAGGCUGAAUGUAGUGAAACUUUAGAUAUUUUUUUUUUUAAAGGCAGUUCUCCGUGAAUUUAGAAAUAGCAAAAACUAAGCGAGCUUUAACCAGUAAAUGUAAGAAGCAAAUGAGAAACAUGUAAUUACACAUCCAAUUAUUAUUUAUUUUUCAAAGGAAUAAUUGACAUGACUUCACACCAAUCUAGCUGCACAUUGCCACCUUCUCAUCAGUUUCAAUCCUCCCAAAUGUGAAAAGUAUAAUUAACGAUUGUGCUGCAUUUAAGAUUAUAUUCCAUGAGCUGUCCUGAAUAAGGCAAGGAUACUUAGGCCAAUUAGGCCCUAAAACAUUGGACAUAAGUGUUGGAACACCCCAGGUAAAUGAAAUAGAUUAACAUACUGGUGUUUAAAACUACCUAGUGAUUCCAAGAAAUCAAGGCAAGUAGGUUAACCCUCCUGGCUGGAAAGUGUGUACCUCUGGAAUAUGACUGAUAGGCGCACUGAAAGAGUAAAACGCUGGCACUUGGGCUUCUCAUUUAUGGUUUCUUCAUUCAGGCGUGAAAUAAUUUAAAAUGUUCCAAUAACCUUUAGUCUCUCUUAAAGGACCACUAUACGCACCCAGACCACUUCAGCUUAAUGAAGUGGUCUGGGUGCCAGGUCCAGCUAGGGUUAACCCUUUUUUUCUAUAAACAUAGCAGGCUGGUUAAUCCAGCCUCUAGUGGCUGUCUCAUUGACAGCCGCUAGAGGGCUUCCGCGCUUCUCACUGUGAUUUUCACAGUGAGAAGACGCCAGCGUCCAUAGGAAAGCAUUAUGAAUGCUUUCCUAUGAGACUGGCUGAAUGCGUGCGCGUGCGGCUCCUGCCGCACAUGUGCACUCAGCGGGAGAGGAGGAGGAGAGCUCCCCGCCCGGCGCUGGAGAGGUAAGUUUAACCCCUUCCACCCUCUAGAGCCCGGCGGGAGGAGGACCCUGAGGGUGGGGGCACCCUUAGGGCACUAUAUUGCCAGGAAAGAGAGUAUGUUUUCCUGGCACUAUAGUGGUCCUUUAAGCCAAUAUAUAAAUAAAAAAGUGGAAGGAAAUCGUAACGGUGUUAAAUAAACACUCCAAUGAGGUUGUUAAGGUAUGUGGUGUAUUCCUUUAAAUGGUCGAGGAUUGAUCACCCAUUCAGCUGUGUUAUCCUAAAACUGGUUAGUGAAUUUCAACCGAGGUCUGGAUUGGGGGAAAUAAAAAAACAGAAAAAAACACCAACUAAUGAAAAAGCCUGCAAACUUGUUCUUGUGAACGACUUUAGAGAAGGGAAUAUGAAACACAAGUUAAUUUGUCAUUUAUUAUGUUUUGUAUUGUCUUUUUUUCCCAAAUACUUACCGGUUUUACUUUUAUAAGUAAAAAUGGAACUGUAUCCUGUAUGUUCUGGUAAAAAGUGUUCUGUUCUUUGCCACCUUGCUAAUAAAGUAGGAAUAAAUUAAAGGAAGAGCCUCAGCUCUCAUGGUGUAUUCUACCUUUCAACUAGCCCUGCAAUAAUGUGGGACUGCAUUACAGAAUCAUUGCAGCGGUUAUAUUCCUAUUUAAAAUGCUAUAUCUUUGAUAGAACACAAAUAUUUCAAAGACCUUUUUCCAUAAUCACACAAUGUGUUUAUCUUUUGGGAAUCAAAAACAUUGUUCUACGCACAUACAUAGAGUGUACAUGUUGGUAGUGGCCUUCAUUACAAAUAUUCAGCCCUAUAUAACAGAGUCACUUCAUAACCAAUGUCAGCAUAAACACAACAUUUCUAUUGAGCUUUAGAUGCUCUCGGCCAACCCAUGCUGGCCAAACAUGUACAAAAUGAAUAUGGGUAACUUCUACAUUAGCAAUACGGACAGACAUGGACUGAGCCCCAUGGGACAUUGAAAAAGGUGUGGAACAGAACUGGGUGAUGUUUAUAGGGGCCUGCUAGCACCAUAACAACUAUAAUGGAUUCUUACGGUCAUGGUAACACUGCCUCUUUAAGAACCAAUGAAGGAACUAGUUUUAAAAUGGAAUUCACUACUCAUUUAAUGUCAGCAAGGCUAUAGCUAUCCGUUAAUAAUCAUGAUCUUCAGGGAACAUGUGUUGACCGUAUAUGCAAUCGGAAAAUGGUUUUAAUAUAUCAGCAAUCCUUACUUGAUUCUCUACAAGCAUGCAUGGCCAUUUCUCACAAUAAUGCCAUCAGAAUUCUCAGCAUGAUGAUUAUAUUAGCAGAAAUGAACACACAUUUUGUUAUGGCUCACUAAAAUGAUUGUAAUGCGGACCCAUUCAUUGCAAUAGUGUGACAUUACUAAAAAAAUAUUGGGUCCUCCAUCGUGUCAUGUACUCCUAUAUUUGUGUAUAACAUCUGAAUGUUGUCCAUGAGCCUGUUUAUAUUUACUAGGUAUUUUAAGCAGGAUGGCUUGACCCCUUCUCAUUUUAAGUUCCCCUUUCCUCUUUUUCUGUCCUAAUUCCCUACACAUAUCUCAAUGGGUUUCCGUUUACCAUUCCUUUCUGUUAAGCGGAGUUAAUUCCAAUUCUGUUUCCGUAUUCAUUCUCUACCCCUCCAUGCCAGUAAUAACAGUACUUCUUCCUACAUAUCAGGACCUCCUCUUCAUUCUGCAAUUCCAUAUAACCAUACCUUCUUAACAAAUCAAUACCAGCUGUGCCCAGUCAUGGCCUCUACAACAACAAGAUAAAAGGCACAAAUGUAGCUAGGGGUAAUCAGUAAAUGCAAUUGUUCAAGUGUUGCAAUGGGCCACACAGAACAAACAAUAUUAGGGUGGCAGUGGGCCAGUUAGAACAAAUGCAGAAGUACAAAGUUUAGUUUUACAGGGUCAGCACUGAUUUGUAGUUAGACACGUCAGGUGAGAAGUUUCCAAGUUGGUGUGUGAUAUGCUCAGGAAAAGGUGAUAAUGAUAUUGCAAUCAGGCUUAUACUGAAUUUCACAAACAUAGCCGUAAUAUCAGAAAUUAGGUCAGAAAAUGUAUUAUUUCAGGAAAAAAAAACAAAAAACCUUGCCCCUUCUUGCAAUUGUGGUGACACCCUUCUUAUUUCCAUUCCUAUUUCAUUGUGUACUAGAUCUCUGAGCUUCGAUUCGCUCACAGCAACGAUUUAAUACACACGGAUGGAGUCCAGUUAGACAAACAUUUGGGGUAAGUAAUAGCUCAUUCAAGGAGGAGUUUAAAAUGUCAAUCAAGCAUGGAGCAGCUGGUUAAUUACACAAAAGGGAACAGUCACUUUUAAAAAAAAAGAAAUUACACCAGUUGAAUAACACUGAAAAUGACCUAUAACUAGUGUUAACCCUUUUGUUCAUGUGAUGCUCAGUUUUAGAAUACAUCAAAGAUUUAGCAACUGACACCACAAUCCAUUUCAGUCCUGGCACAGGCAGUGCAUAUACUGCAUUGGAGGAGAAGGAAUAGAAACUUUUUUGUUUUUCAUUGUAGAAAUAGGCAUAGCUUACAAUGAUUGACAAGGAGCCUACUAUGGAGGCACUCAGUUCCAGGUUGAGGCUGUGUGGAUCUUAAUAUUUUAGUUGAUUUUUCGGAGCUCAACACACAUACUUGUUAAAUAUAGUGAUGCACACAAAAGAGAGUCGGGGGUAUGUUCAUAGGGUUUAUUGACAUGCACAAAAGUAAUCACUCAUCAGGAGUGAAGUUUGCUUUCAUAUAUCCAAACGUUCAGUUUAUCAAACAGGGUGCUUGAUGUAACUGAUAAUGUGUUAAUGAUUUUAUUUACUGGAGUAUCUUUUCCCAUCUGUUAUAAAAAACAUUACAUAUUGCCUAGAUUUUCUACUUCAAUAAACAUAACAUAAAAUCCUGAAAAAGUGACUGUUCCCUUUUAACUGUUAUCUUUUGAAUUCGCCCUUUAGUGAUUAUUUUAAAUGGAAUUAAAUAAUAAGCUAUAAAGAUAGAGGGCAGAGUGCACGUUAGUUUCGGUCCCUUAAUUCAUGUUGCACAAGGUGUGUAGAGGAAGCAUGAAACUGUUACCAUAAAACAUGUCUGAGAAGUAAAUCAAGCCAUGUCAGACAGUAGUAAGCACCAGACCCGAUAACAAAAAUUUAUGUUUCACAUAAAGAUAUUGAUCCUUAACCCUUGUCCUAUGAUUAAGGCCUAUAACUAUAAAAAAAUUAAUCCAGCUUUGUAAAAAAUCAACAGCCUUCAUACUGUAGAAAAAAGAAAAAUGUGGGAUUAUGGUGAAUUACUGAAAAAGCUGUAUACUGCUUUAGGGAGAUAUGACAUCUCUCCUCUAAUGGAACACUCGAAGCACCAUAACCACAACAGCACGCUACACUGUAACUAAUCAGUUUUAGAACGGCCUGACUUCUUACCUGGAGUCUGUUGCAUGCUUAUACCUGCCGCCACUAUUUGCAACAGUGAGCCAGAAGCUCUCAGACUGAGCUAAGCCACACAAAGCAGCACUUAUCUCAUUUAAUCAACUGAUGCUCUUGGCCAAUGAGCUUGCCCUGCACUGACUAAGCAGGAGCCUUCAGCUCUUCUGGUGGCAAAGAGGAGGCAGGGAGCUGCGUCCAGUGGAUCCCAGGUAAGACAUCAAACAUUCUAAGCCAGGUUAACUACUUACAAUGGGGGCGCCAGAGCACUCCUGGCACCAUAACUGGUGAUGGUUAUGGUGAUUGGAGUGUUCUUUUAAAUUCUUGUAUAAUAAUAACAGCUCAGGAAGAGGUAAUCUUAAUUACUAAAUAUGCCAUCCCAGGAUUAUGAGAACAUCUAUGCCCAUGUGCUUUGAUCUGUCUUAUGAUUUUUAUUUUGUUGCUUGGCGACUGUUAUCCUGCCUCCCACAGAAAAGUAACACAUAGGAUGUUUGGAAGGCAUUUUCAUUUUAUUUUUUAACAUUGAUGCUCAUCUGUCCAUUGGAAAUCAGAGAUAGCUAUCAUGGAAAACAAUUAUUUUGCCUGCUGUUGCGUAUUUGUCCUCUAUGCAAGGCAAUGCCCAAAGACCAAAUGAUCUGCAGAAACCUAAGCAAGAAUCUACCCCUUGGUUGGGUUUCUGACUUAAAUUUUUAUGUUUAAUAAAAUGCACCCACCCUCUAGUUACCCUCUGGUAGUGCUACCAAGCCAUCAAUUUUGGGACAUAAUUGAGAAUCUGAACCCUACUAUUACCAACUUGCUGCCUACCGUGAACUGACACAGGACGUGCACAGUGACCUUCCAAUUUGUCACACUUAAUGCUAACCAAGUAAUAACUUCAGGCUAGCAAAACUGAGUAAAACACAAAGAGAUGGGGGUAGCGAAUUUGAGGUGUUUUAAUGGGAAAGGGUAAAAGUGUGUGGGUUGUAGUAAACAGAACGUGGUUCAGUUGCAGUAUGUAAAUUAGACUGAGUGAUCAGUGUGAGGGAGGAUUAAAGGUUGUGGUACACCAAAUACUGGCUGAGCACUGGAGGAAAUGCAGCCCGUAUCAGCUGGAAAAAAACAAAUGCUGUCUAUUCUGUGAUAAAAGUGUAUGUGUGGGAUAUAUGAACCUUUAACAGUCGAUAAAAUGAGCAGUUAGCAAACUCCCUUCGUACUGAGACCUGACACUGUUAGUCUGUCUCUAGCAUCUCUACAAAAAAAAUUAAGAACCAAAUAUGAGAAACAUUACUCAAACUACACCCAUAAUGCACAUAUUAUAUUCUCAUCACACCUGACAGUAAUCUCUCACAUCCUUUAUCCACCGGUCACCAUUACCAUAUGCAACACUCACAUCAACCAGAUACAGCCUCAUAACAUACAACAUUCACAUGCAUUACCUAUAUAACACAAAUUACAUGUCUGUCACAUACAGCAUCUAUUCCUAGUAACUGUGACGAUAUGAAUAGGUAGCUGUAAUAAACAAGAAACAUGGCAGUUGGGGAGAAAGUAGAAGGAACACAGGCUACAAUUUCCUCUUCUUUGUCCCCAGUUGCCUUUGUUCUGAUUCGAUGUACCCUGCUGGUAGAUUUCUAUGCCAACUCUUUGCUAGAUUUUCUAUUUCUGGCAGAACCGGAUUUCCAUGGCUGCCAACCCUUUCAGUCUCCCCACCAUCACCUAUUCUAACAGCUGCAAACAUAGAAGUACACUGAAGGCCUGGCAGAUGGUAACACUAACAGGGUUACUUACUAGAAUGAGAAUUCCAAGGUUAAGGUCAAAGCAGCCAAAUGGGAAGCAUUCUCCAAGUCAGCUAUGCUCCCAGAUUGACUACUGUGGCCUUAAAUUUGAAAUUCACUCCAGUGAAUAAUCCUGUGAAAGUGAUAUGGAAUUUAUAUGGAUGGCUACAGGGACUAUCUGCCCAAACAGUUAUUGAAUAAAACAGAUGCAUAUUCAUAGAGAGGGAGUUAAUUUAGGAUGGGCCGUCGCCUAGAUAAUAUUAAAUGUGGCCCUCGCUAUAAUUAGUCAGAUAUAAUAAUAUAAUUAGUUUGAAGGCCUUGUCUUGACAUCAUAAUGGUUUAUAAUCCAAUGCACUGAUUUCUAAGAACGGUAAUUAGACUAAUGGGAACACACUGAGCACAGUGAAUUUUGAUAAUAUAGGUGGCGACCACCUAUCACAUAAUAACCUACAAAGGAAAAGCAGUUUAAGAACAUGAAACAAGCCACACCUUUUCCACACUAUUGUAUACCACAUUGUAUUUAAUGUCAACUUUUCUUCAUGGUAAUUUCAUUCAAAACAUGUUUUGCACUGUAUAAAAUUGAAGGGAUUAUGGCAACGGUGGACUGCUCAUAUUUCACCGUAAUAACAACCGUUUGCAGUGGAUACAUUUUUCCCUCCACUGAAACCUUGAUUAAUGGUAAUUUUGAAAAGGACUGGGAAGCACAUUUUUAAAUGAAGGGCUUUAUUCACUGCAGAUGGAUUCUGAUUUCUGUGCAGUUUCACAAAAAGGUCCCUCAAGUACUCACCUCUCUGCUUCCUCUGAGGUCACCAGUUUCAGUGAUUAAUCCUGGCAAUAGAGUAAAGUAAGAUCAGUGUGCACAUACAGCAUACGUAACCUAUACUCCCAAUACUAUCUUUUUUACAGCUGUGCUUUGAACUGAAUCAACCUGGAACUGAUAGCAUGGAAAGCUGGACAAUGUAGGGUACCUAUAUCAUAAAAGGGUGUGAGCCAGGUACAAGGCAUGUCUCUCUGAAAGCCAGAUGCUAACAAUAAAAUAAUAAAUAUGGUUAGAUUUAUGGUUACUUAUAGCAUUAAGGGUUUCAAUGUUAGCACAAACACAGAUAAACCUUCCGUGAUAGUUCAAGUGGAUUUUUUUUUUUUUAAAACCAAUCUGCUUGGUAUACAAUCAUUUCCUUGUAUAAAUCAAAUUUUAUAACAGUAGUGAUACUACCUAAACAUUUUACAAUGCAUUGAAAGAUUCUAGGACAAUUACAACAGUUAUUCACUCCAAGCAGACAUGAUUAUUGCAGUGAUACAUUACUGCAGACUAACUUCUCCUCUAGGAUAACCAGCGCCUUACAAAAUAAGGCCAGCAUGUACUUAAAGUGCGCUUUUACAAACUGUUACAAAAAAUGUUUCUUCAAAUGUUUUUUUUUUGUGUUUUUUUUGUAAAGGAGUAUAAAGUUUUCUAUGUAUCAAUGGCAAAAUAAAUAAAAGAUCCACCAUUCGAUAUUACAGGCAGGGAACAGCUGGAAACAAUUCACAAAAAACAAUAACAACCCAACCCACUUUCUAAGACCCUGGUAACUCUUCAAAAUGUCACAGGCCAAUGUCAACAUCAAAAAGGACUUCUAUGGGGCAAUAUCUAGAAAGAAAUUCUAAUCAAUGUGGAUGGCCCAAUUUUUCACCCGGAUGACUUCCCUCUCGCAGUCAUAAUGUGGUGCCUAAAAUUGCUAAAUAGUAUUUUAAGGACGACUGUUAAGAAAAUCAAACCUUGCUUUGUACGAUGAACCACACAAAUAUAUCUCUUGGAAAUCAAUUUUUAAAGCGCUUAAAACCAAACACUUCAUGCAGCUACUACAGGAAAGAAACCCCCGACCCUCUACAACCCAUUCCAUUGCACAAUUCCAAAAUCUAAGCCAAGAGGUACAUAGUACUAUAGUGAAAUAAAAACCUGAGUUGUAUUAAGUGUAUAGGGUCUCUUCUAAUCAAUCCCUGCAAACUGUGAUUGCAGACAAAGUGGACGUCUCCAUACCUCAUUCUGCACUGAACUAGCCUUAAAACAAACAUGCAAACAUCAAAAAUGACGAGGAAAAAAAAUUAUAUUAAAGAACCAUACUUUAAAAGUCAAAUCUCUUUAAAUAAAUGCAAAGAGCUUUCGUUAGCAGAGAAACAUGUAUCCAAUCCAGUAAUGAAGGUUAAGGGGACUGUGCAGACUGGAUUCACAACCUAUUUAUGCAUUUUACAAUGAAUGCAUUAAAAUUCAUUUUGUGUAGAUUUCUUUUUCCAAAGUCAACACAGUAUUUUUGAUUGACUUUGCAUUAAGUCAAUGAAGUGAGAUUCAUAUACGGUUACUUACUGUCUUAUUUUGUGCUUAACCUAAAUAAAAUGGACAUUCCUGGAUGAAAAUGUACAAAACUCAUGAAAAUCUGAUAAAAUUGCUGCGUUUUCCCCAUCAAAUCCAUCUAUUUUGGUUUUCAUGAGCAAAUUAUUAUUUUAACCCACACACUAGAAGUGGCUCACGUAUAUAUCCUAUAAAUUGCUGCUAUGCAAGAUAUUAGGGAAAUGUACAAAAAGACCAUAACUGGCGCAUACAUCUCAGCUAUUUCCUGGUUGAAGAGGAAGUCAGGGUAUAAGAAUCAGAGAUUGGGGAUUUGCUGUAAAACAAGGUAAACGUGGCGAUUUGUUACUUUUUUCUUUCAUAUAUCAAGCAUUAAACUUGAGUGGUAUCACUACUCAGGAGGAACCUUUAAUUAUAAAGUAUAACUAAAAUAUUAACAAUAAUUUUGAUAAAUUAAACAGGAAGAAUUAAAAGUUAAAAUUAAAAAAGCAACUUAUUUUGCAACAAAUUCCUUGGCUCUGAUCCUCCCACACUAAAUGAAACCAGGAAAUGAUAGCUUUCUCCUGGAUCUCCCAUUCAUUCCUAUGAGUAAAAUCACUGAACGUAGAUGUGUGUAUAAUGACACAUAUUUGCACAAUCACCAGUUCCUUACAGAAAUCAAUAAUGGUCACAUGAUCACGUGUAAUGCAGCCAGCAGCAGUAUCUUAUUAACUUCAAAAUACAAUGUAAUUAGAAUGAAUAGCACCGCUGAAUAUGACAUGGUCACAAGUGGAUUUCAUUUAUUUUUGUGAAUAAGAUACUGUUCCUUGAAGUAUUGCACAUGCCUUGGUGGAAAGUGAUAUGCAUGUAUUUAAGGAAAAUACAUAGUGGAAGGGGCUCCAAACUUAUCUUGAAAGUAUGAAACUAAGAAGGUGAAACAACUGUGAAGGCCUUUUGCAAAGCUCAAGCCACUAGAAUCAAAAGUCAGCGCUAAUGUUCACAUGAUGACUAUAAGGAUGCAUGGUUGAAUGUCAGGCUCCUGGUGUAUUCCUUUAAAGCGUAAUGCUUCAGACCUAAGGCUCAGUAAGCGUCUGAUUAUUGUCACAUAUCAUUAGUCCUAAAUGGUUUAAGACACCAGAGACCUGCAUUAUAACAUUUAAAAAAAAAAAAAAAAAAAAGAAGAAAAUACUGAAACUGUUUCAAAUUAAUGUGGACUUAUGUUUUUGAAUACUGUCUGUUUGCAGACAGAUGUAUUAAAGAUACAUUUAAUAAGCCUCAUUACUAAAAAUACAAAUUAUAAUCUAAAAAAAAAUAAAAAAUAAAAUUAAAAAGUGAACGAAAUAAAGAGAAACGUGAAGGUGCCAGUACAGAUUUGUGGUGCUUAGAAGCUCCUUAUAAUUAUUUAAAUAAAAAUAAUGAAAGGAUGUUUCUGGAUUUUAAAAACUGGUUUGGAACACUAUUUGGGUUAGUUGAUUAUGGUUAUCAGGAAUAAAGAAAUAUUGAAUCUACCACAUAAAGUCAAAUACUAUAAUCUAUUGUUUAAAAUCAUAGCGUGAGGAAAAGGGAAUUUUACUUGGACCAAGCUUUACAAUCCUGAUAUCCAUCCUAAAUCAAAGCAGAAUUUUUUGGGUCCAUCGAAAUUCAUAUAGGGGAAUUCUAAAGGUAAUUCUGUAGCAUGACAGGUCAAUCAAUUAGCUCUAUUAAAAUGUAGGUCAAUAUACUUAGUCUGUCUUAUUUCAUGUAGUGCAACCUGACAACAUUUUUGAUUAGGUUUUCGAUUCAUCACUAAUGAGUUAGAAUAAGAACUUUACUCCCUUCUUAGAUUUUGUGGAAAAAUUCCCUGAGCUUGCUGUGCUAGCAGCUCCAAGCACCUUAAAUUCUUCUUCUCUGCAUUAUCUAAGCGUUUAAAAUGUCUGCAGAAUCAAAUACAACACUCGCCAAGCGUGUAUCGGAAGAAAGCCCUAGCAUUAAACAACAUGCUGUUUCUCAAAAAUUCUAAAUUCCAACACGUACAACCAGAUGUCCUUUAGUCUGUGUGUAAGGGAGAAGAAAGAAUUAUUCACCCAAAAAAAUGUUUUUUUAAAAAUCUGUAGCUUAAUUUCCUAAGUCUGAAAUAAAAUAUAGCAACUGUUAUUUACUUCAAGUCUGGAUGAAUAAGAAGAAAAAGGAAAAUCAGAGGAAGAUAAUACAGGUUUUCUUUGCUGCUUUUGGCAAUAAAAAAUAAAAUAAAAUCACUCUUUAAAACAUCCAACUGUUGCUUGAAUUCGAUUUACAACAAAAGCCUCAGAUCCUGCUUAAUGAUGUCCUGUGUGUGAAAUAGAGAGUAACAGCAAAGGAUGAUGAAUAGUGAGGGAUUGUUGAGGUAUAGGGGAGCAUAUUAGUCUCUCAAUGUCCGCCUUUAGCAUAUGCUCUGGUGGUUUUAAUCUGGACCUGUAGUGGACACAGAACCAUGAGUUGUCUCGCCUCCAUAUGCCGCCUCGGCAUUUGCUGAGGGAGCCACACCUCCUCCUUCGUCAUGAGGAGGAGAUUCUUCCCCAGCUGGACCUCUAGAGGUAACAACACUGGUGGUUUCAGGGGAAAUGCUGUGAGGUCCCUCAAGGGGAACACAACCAGGAUGGUUCUUUCGAAAGUGCUGAUUGAGGAUGGCCUGGAAGGGGAAGCUUUUCCCACACACAUGGCAGUGGAAGGGUUUGUUACCCGUAUGCUUCCGGAUAUGAUAUUCCAGCUGAUCCUUGCGAGUGUAUUUCUUUCCACACAUCCGGCACACGAAAGGAGUGAUACCCAUGUGCAGCCGCAUGUGUCGGUCAAGACUACCCUUCUGGUUAAAAGACUUUGCACAGUAGAUGCAAGUGAGACGUGGGUUAUAACGGAACCAUCUCUCUGAUACCUCUUGCUCACGGAGAUAUUCUACAUAACCAC
Messenger RNA from Pelobates cultripes (western spadefoot toad), 28059 nucleotides. The record is from the annotation of a GenBank genome assembly. NCBI's taxonomy places the organism in Eukaryota, Metazoa, Chordata, Amphibia, Anura, Pelobatidae.